AUGUUCGCUCCACCAGGUGCCCCAGAUGUCUUCACCCUGGCAACAUUCGCUUACCAAGUUUAUGACACCUACAAAGGCGCUCCAAAGAGGUUCAAAGAUCUCACAAGUGACAUCAAAGGACUUGAGAUCCUCCUCCGGAGACUUGGGAACAGACUUGCCCUCCAACAGGAGGAUAUCACUGGUCAAGACCGGACUUUAUUAUCGUCUGAUGAAGCUGCAGGCUUGGAACAGCUUGUCAAACAAGCUGGAAACUUGUUAGAAGAUUUGCAGCAGAAACAAGGACAUGUAUCAGCUCCAAGAGGAUUGAGUCGAUUUAGGUGGUCGCAAAAGGAAGUGGACUCUGUGAGGUCGAGAAUUACGUCUCUUUGUGCGAUCAUUGGAGCAUUCAACAGUGGUUUAGCGCUUCCUAAUAUUGCGUCGAGAGUUCCCGUGGUCGACAAACAACAAGAAAUCUUGGAUAAGUUAGAUGACUUCCUUCUGAGUCUCAACAAGAACAGCCUCUCAUCUACCAUCUCUUUGGCUGAUUCGAGCAGCCCAACCCUUACUGAAAACGAAAACGAGGUGGACUCGGAAUGGCCCAAGCUAGUCCGCCGAAUGACCGAUUUCGGUAUAUCCGAAGCAGAAGCAGAGCAGAAUCAAGACCUCAUUCUGAAAUGGACAGCUAAUGCAUCUAAGCCCACGGCUUCACCUCCCCUCGAGCAAUCACCAACUACCAACUCUCUUAUGGGAAGUGCAGGGGCCGACUCAAUCCUAGGAGCGCACAAAGAAGAGAUUGAAGUCAUUUCAGCCGUAUACGGACCCAAAAUUGUCACAGACAAUAUCAGACAUAUUAUCAACGCACACUCAGGUCUCAAGCAGACCAGAGUGGUAUUCUCAGCCUCGAACGAGACAUUUGGUGGAGAUCCUUGGCCAAACUGCAUCAAGGCGUUCUCAAUGGUCUGGCGAAAAGUGAUCCGACUCGAUUAUGGAAACCUUUAUUCAGCUCCUCAGAAACUGUUCGCUGAGGAAGGCGAACUGCUUACCAUCGAUCUCUCAAUUCCACUCCCUUACCACGAGAGCUCGGAAACAAAUAAACGGGGUUCGAUCUACAUUUUGAAUGCAAGCUGGCAUAACGUCGACGUCACGGAACAUGUUGCGUCGAUAACGGAGAAUGAUCCUCGACCGGAUAUCAUGGCAUCGACUCAUGAGUUCUUCAGAAUGGACCCGUGCUAUGGACACAAGAAGGUCAUGUCCGUGACGUGGACGUACUCGGAUACCGCGGCGGCACUAUCGCAUUGCGAGGUGAAGACUGUAACUGAGAAUUCUUCGAUCCAAAUCCCUCCAUUCCUGGAUAUUAUUUGUGCGAGCUGGGGUGGGCUGGACAUUACGAAUCUUGUUCGAGCGAAGAUCACACCUCAGCAGACAUUACAGUUUGACACGAAGAAUAUCUGGGCCUUGGCAUCUCCCGAUCCGUUACCUGGAUGGCAGAAGACAAUUUCGAUACUGUAUCAGUAUGGGUCUUUGGAACCGAUGCAAAUGCUGGUUACAGGCGAGGACUCUAGCUAUGCUAUGAUCGAGCCGGGGGAUCGAAUGAGACGGAAUUUCUUCUUUUCGAAUCCUAUAGAGGUCACGUCUGAUAUCAGAGUGGUGGCUGCUGUGUGGGGAUUGCAGCCUGUUCCUGAGAAGGUGUUUCGCAGGGCUGUGACAGAGAGGAAGAAGGUGCCUUGUAGUAAUGAAUUCUUUGGGAGGGAUGGAUGGGGUGGGAGGCUAAAAACUCUUCAGGUGUUCUUGCAGAAUGGGCAUACGGGGGAGUGUGCUUGUGUGAGUGAGAAGGAGGGGAAUGUCCUUGAGAUGCCGACUAUUUGGCCAGAACAUUAA
This is a messenger RNA of Penicillium verhagenii, 1857 nucleotides long. RefSeq lists its product as uncharacterized. The transcript is spliced from 2 exons. Bases 1 to 1857 code for a protein of 618 amino acids. The record is from RefSeq and is a predicted model, not a curated record. Lineage: Eukaryota; Fungi; Ascomycota; Eurotiomycetes; Eurotiales; Aspergillaceae.